AAACUUAUUAAAUAGGGCGCAAUGACAGCGGCGAGCGAUUCAGAGCUUAGCAAUUUGCUGGAUCUUACCGUUUCCUGCAAGGACCUUAAGAACAAGGACACGUUCUCAAAAUCAGAUCCAAUGUGUGUGGUAAUGAUGAGAGAAAGCUCAUCCUCGCCAUAUGUUGAGGUGGGCCGCACUGAACGAGUAGAGAAUAAUCUGAAUCCUUCAUUCACUACUCCUUUCCGUAUGAAGUAUUUCUUCGAGCGCUCUCAACAGCUGAGAUUUGAAGUAUACGACUGCGACUCUUCAUCGGGCAGUUUGGACCACCAUGAUAAGCUGGGACACCUUGAAGUGUCCUUGGCUGAAGUUGUCCAGGGUAGAUUGGCAACUCAGGGAAAGCUACUUGUAGACUCAGGCAACACACAUGCAAAAAUAUUCAUCAGAGCGCAGCAGACAGUAGAAUGCCGCGAAUCGUGGAAUAUUUGCUUCUCUGCUCGUGGACUGGACAACAAAGAUUUCUUUGGAUUAUCAGAUCCUUACUUGGUCUUCUACAAAAAGAGUGCUAAAGGAGAUUUCAUCGUCACUGGUCAAACUAAAGUGAUCAAGAACAAUCUCAAUCCAAAUUGGGAACCAUUCAUCAUCAACAAGGCUCGCUUCAACGACAACGACGAACAACUUCCAAUUAAAAUUGAGUGCUACGACUACAAUAGUGAUGGAUCGCCUGAUUUCAUUGGCGAUGUGACAACUACUGGCGGAGAACUGUUCAAAGAGAUCGGAUCCAAAUCUUUUCCUGUUAGAAGUUUCAUCGUCACUGGUCAAACUAAAGUGAUCAAGAACAAUCUCAAUCCAAAUUGGGAACCAUUCAUCAUCAACAAGGCUCGCUUCAACGACAACGACGACCAACUUCCAAUUAAAAUUGAGUGCUACGACUACAAUAGUGAUGGAUCGCCUGAUUUUAUUGGCGAUGUGACAACUACUGGCGGAGAACUGUUCAAAGAGAUCGGAUCCAAAUCUUUUCCUCUCAUCAACCAGCACAAAAAGGAGAAAAAGGGGAAGAAGUAUAAGAACUCGGGAGUGCUUCUGGUGAGCAGCCUCACUUCAGAAGAGGAAUGCGACUUCAUCUACUAUGUGCAGGCGGGACUACAGAUCAGUUUCAUCGUGGCCGUGGACUUCACUGCUUCAAACGGCAAUCCACAAGUUCCUAACUCUCUUCACUACUUCAACCCCCAAUAUGCAGUCAACCAGUACACUACUGCGAUUCAAGCGGUGGGCAAUGUAAUCCAGGAGUACGACAGUGACAAACUGUUCCCAGUGUAUGGCUUCGGCGGCAGGUUCUUCGGAACCCAAGUAGUCAGCCACAAUUAUCCACUGAAUAACAACCCCGAUAAUCCGAAUGUGGUCGGAGUGCAGGGAAUCCUGGACUCGUACCGAUACGCGAUCAGUCAUUCCCAAUUGGCAGGUCCCACCUACUUCCAGCCCAUAAUCAAGGCUGCUAUGAGGACUGCUUCUCAGUUCCAAACUGGUUUGCACUACUUUAUGCUGCUCAUAAUCACAGAUGGGGCCAUCGUUGAUUUGGACGCCACCAUUGAGGCAGUAAUCGAGGCGUCUCACUACCCUCUGUCCAUAAUCAUCAUAGGAGUGGGAGAUGCAGACUUCGACUCCAUGGAGGCACUGGACUCUGACAAGGCUAUGCUGAGCUCUGGAAACAGAGUUGCCGCAAGAGACAUCGUCCAGUUUGUGGCUCUGCGUGACAUCAUCAGACCUGACAUGGACCCUUCGAGACUGUCGGUGCAGCACCAGCAGCAGCUAGCCAUGCAUGUUCUAGCUGAAGUGCCCCGCCAGGUGAAAGACUACCUCAAACCAAAGGGUGUUUAUCCGUCGACAGUUCAAAAAUUAGCACAACAGGACCAGGCUCGUCUCAAUCCGAAUUCUCAGACGCAGUAGCUCAAACAAAUCUGCUCAAAUCAUGUUUGAUCAUCAAUUAGCGAAAAACAGAAAACAACUGACCAAAUUUUUGCAUGCUUAGUGUGGCAUUCUUGAAGCGAAUUUUGUUUCAAUGUCUUUGUUUGCUUGCGAAGCUUUGUGUAAAUUAAUUCGAAUAAUUCUUUCCAGCGCUGCUUUCUAUUUUUCUAUCGUUGUUCUGUAUCUAGUGAAAUUAUUUUCUUACCGAGCAAGUGUGUAUUUAAUCAAUACAAAGUUUAAUUGUGAAGCUAUCGUAAAUUGUUUAAAUGAAUGCAGAUCUGACAAAAAUUGAAAUAAAUAAUUUAUUAAGUAUUGCACACUGACGCGAAAUUUAUAUUCAAAUUUAAUUAAAUGGAAAAAAGCACUAGUUUAAGGCUAAGAGCAGAUAAGCAGAAAAUC
Symsagittifera roscoffensis is the source of this 2343-nucleotide messenger RNA. RefSeq names its product copine-5-like. Gene Ontology annotation, biological process: cellular response to calcium ion. The record is from RefSeq and is a predicted model, not a curated record. The coding region runs from base 22 to 1926 and encodes 634 amino acids. Gene Ontology annotation, molecular function: calcium-dependent phospholipid binding. Lineage: Eukaryota; Metazoa; Xenacoelomorpha; Acoela; Convolutidae. Gene Ontology annotation, cellular component: plasma membrane. The transcript is spliced from 19 exons.